Molecule: messenger RNA, 671 nt
Organism: Fimicolochytrium jonesii
Lineage: Eukaryota; Fungi; Chytridiomycota; Chytridiomycetes; Spizellomycetales; Powellomycetaceae
Exons: 1
Coding region: 247-669 (140 amino acids)
Source: RefSeq, a predicted model, not a curated record
CUCGGCUUCAAGAUUCGGUUUACCGCGAAUCGUACUGUAUUCUAAAUGCAUCCGCCGCUAGGAAAUCGGUAGAGGUCCGAUGACACCCUUGCUCACAAAGCCUCACUCAGGGUCAUCUCUAGUCGCCCAUCACGAUUUCCUCAAAGCAUCAAUCACACGCUCCCCAGUCGUCCAGGUGCGUCUUCAGGCGCGUCUUCCCAUAACCAUUGCCUUGUUCAGGUCGCAGCGGGUUUUCGUCAUUGCCUUAUGGGUAUCGCUGAGGUCCUCCUUUAUUGCCUUUUUCGAGUUGUUCAUAUCCUCGUUCAGUUGGUCACGUCUUCAUUCAGCACCUUGGCGAUAUCCUCCGAUAAUUUCGAGCCAUUCCGAUGUUGCACUCCCAAGAUAAGUCCCGUAAGCCUUCCGACCCCCAAGGCCUUUCUCCACCACAUUUUCUUAGUGCUCCUAUCCUUCAACGGCUCGCUUGCGACCGACCCAUCUAUGCUCACUGCGAGGGGACUGGACAGUGGGCGUAGUGGGGUCGGGCGGGGAGGUGGAAGACGUGCCUUGUGGCGACAUGUCCAAGCAGGAAGGAGAGAGGAAAAAAGCUUUCACGGUGAAGCGAUACCGGUAGGGCGCCCCGCAGGUUUGCCACACCUGUACGGUAUAUACAGUAGUAGGUACACAUGUUAGGU